Solanum tuberosum (potato) is the source of this 702-nucleotide messenger RNA. RefSeq names its product leucine-rich repeat extensin-like protein 3. The coding region runs from base 1 to 702 and encodes 233 amino acids. The record is from RefSeq and is a predicted model, not a curated record. NCBI's taxonomy places the organism in Eukaryota, Viridiplantae, Streptophyta, Magnoliopsida, Solanales, Solanaceae. The transcript is spliced from 3 exons.
AUGCUUGGAGUGCUUCUGAUGCCACCACUUUUAGGUGAUUUGGUGAAUUUGGAGCAAUUGAAUGUGGCACAUUAUAUGCUUUCUAGAACAAUUCCGAAAAGUAUUUGUCAGCUUCCUAAGCUUCAGAAUUUUAUGUAUCCUUAUAAUUUCUUCAUUGGUGAAUCGCUGGUGUAUUUGGGAUUGCCGGAGUUUCAUGAUGAACGAAAUUGUUUGCCCAAAAUACCGGUGCAACUGUCUCCGGGACAGUGUCAUAAAUUUGUUCCUGUUUUGCCAUCUCCACCACCACUUUCACUGCCGUUGCCUGCCCCUCCUCCGCCUGUUGUAGUGCCUAUUUUUCCUCCUCCGCCACCACUUUAUACUCUUCCUUCACCUUCACCACCACCACCUCCUCCACCUCCAGUUUAUUCACCAUCGCCACCACCACCCUCUCCAUCACCUCCACCACCAACUCCAUCUCCUCCUCCACCGCCACCACCACCACCACCAUUUCCACCUCCUCCACCACUUGUUUAUUCACCACCACCAUCACCUCCACCACAUGUUUAUUCACCACCAUCACCCCCACCAUCUCCACCUCCUCCAUCACCAUUGCCUUAUUGUCUUCCUAUGCUUUUCUUUUCUAUUUUUCCUGCUGGUCCUGAACUCGACGAAGCCCCAAUUCACUUCGUCUUCGGCCUCUCCUUCUUGAUCUCACCAAUCUAA